ACUAGUAAAGAACAACAUGAAUCAUCUAGCAAAUAUUGUAUUUUCUAUUUUAAUAACUAUAUUUUUCGUAAACUCUUCAGCUCAAAAUAAUACUAGCAUUCUUGAAAGUGCAAAAAUUAAUGACAUUGCUAAAGCACUAAUAAAAGUACUUGGAGUAAAUCCAGAUGUAAGUAAUUUAACAAGAAUAGAAGAAUUAAAGGAAAAACUGAAGAAAAUCGAUAAUUAUGCGAUUGAUAAAGAUAAAUACGCUCUUUUACUCACCAAUGUGACAAUGGAAACCACUUUGAAUGAAACUAAUUUCUUCAAAUCACUAUACGAAGACGAUAGUUUGAAAUUUCUACAAAAUACAGAAUCGAAAAAUUUGUUUUUGAAACUGAAAGAAAAAAUGAACAGAGACGACAUUCUAAAGAUUAUAGCUGAAAGAGGGCAAGAUAAGAAAAUAGUGAAAUCAGCAAGGAAAGCGAUGAGAGAAGAUUACUUCGGAUCAAAUAAAGCUGAAGCUAUUUUAGAUGAUGUUGUUGAUAAACUACUAAGCGAAACUCCGCGAGAUAAACACAAGUUCAACAUGAAUGCUAAUGAUAGCAAGUACUGGGACCCUCAAGGCGAGCUAGAAGACCUCCAAGAGUACCAUCGCCACGACGGGCGGCGCAUCUUCAAGGGGGAGCGCACCACCGUCAGAUACUACCCAUUCAUGGUGUCGGUGCACGUCAUGGGUCGCUUCUGGUGCGGCGGCGUGUUGUACUGGCACGAUCUGGUGCUGACCUCUGCUGCUUGCUUGCAGUUGAUGCAUAACAACCGCUUCUUCCGCGAAAACCCAAGAGUGCUGCAAGUGAGGAUCGGCAGCAAUCACAGCAGGAUCGGCGGAGAGAUGGUUGAUGCGUUGGAGGUUUAUUUCCACCCCGGCUACAACCCUCGGACUUUGCGCAACAACAUCGCCGUGAUCCGGCUCCGCAGGCACCUGAACUUCAACUACCAUCGGAUCCCGAAGAUCAUCGCUAUCUCUGAUAGCCCCUACACAGUGGCGCCCACUGCUGAGGUCUUGCUCACGUACACCGUGGAGCCCACUGCUGAGGUCUUGCUGCUGGAAUGGAGUGUCACUAAGGUACAUUUACUGCAGGCUCUUGAAGAUUAUAUCGCAUUGUCAUCACCACGUAAUUUGCUUAGAGUCUACGGCAGAAGCACAACCCUCUCAAAACCAGAGGCAAAUGAAGGACACCUGAACUUCAACUACUACAACCGGAUCCCCAAGAUCAUCUCCAUCUCGGAAUGCCCUUACACCGUGGCGCCCACUGCUGAGAUCUUGCUGCUGGGAUGGGGUGUCACUAAGAUGUCACAGAAAAUGUCUUACGAGCCAGUUUACCUCCAGCGGAAGUUCUUACCAGUGUAUCCAAACACUUUCUGCAAGGAGGUGUAUGGCGACAAAUUCAUAACGCAAACCAUGUUCUGUGCCGGCACGUUUACUACUGGAGAAGGAGCGUGUGAUCACGACGCAGGCGGGCCAGCGAUCCUAGCUGGUAAACUAGUGGGCAUCAUCUCCUUCGGCCCGUCAGUAUGCGGGUACCCUAACGCACCCACUGUAUUCACGCUGGUCGGCGCCUUUUCUGACUGGAUCGAGACUGUCAAUGAGACCAUGCCAGACUACUACCGCGCAAGAGCCCGGUCCACGACCACAACCAGGAGGCCCAUCUUCGAAUACCUGGGCACCAUAUUCAACACUCCUCCCCCCACCGAGGCACAGGGAAUCGAGAUCCGCCCGCUAAAGUUGAUCACCUUAGAAGCCACGCCACCUACCGUACCCACCGAGGUGACCACUGAAUAUGUCGAGGAGGAAACCACCGAGCCUCCAGGGUUGAGGUUCUUGAAGGAUCAGUUCAGUGACGCAGACUCUUGGGGUGAUAAGAAAUAAAGGUUUGUUGUUUUA
This is a messenger RNA of Ostrinia nubilalis (European corn borer), 1921 nucleotides long. RefSeq lists its product as uncharacterized. Gene Ontology annotation, molecular function: serine-type endopeptidase activity. Lineage: Eukaryota; Metazoa; Arthropoda; Insecta; Lepidoptera; Crambidae. The record is from RefSeq and is a predicted model, not a curated record. The transcript is spliced from 9 exons. The coding region runs from base 17 to 1906 and encodes 629 amino acids. Gene Ontology annotation, biological process: proteolysis.